Messenger RNA from Solea solea (common sole), 5716 nucleotides. RefSeq names its product fms related receptor tyrosine kinase 1 (gene flt1). The record is from RefSeq and is a predicted model, not a curated record. The transcript has 30 exons. Gene Ontology annotation, molecular function: ATP binding; vascular endothelial growth factor receptor activity. Gene Ontology annotation, cellular component: plasma membrane; signaling receptor complex. Lineage: Eukaryota; Metazoa; Chordata; Actinopteri; Pleuronectiformes; Soleidae. Bases 230 to 4099 code for a protein of 1289 amino acids. Gene Ontology annotation, biological process: multicellular organism development; protein phosphorylation; vascular endothelial growth factor receptor signaling pathway.
AAAAGUUGCACUGGAGUUCAAGCGCGGUGUCCUGUUGCGUGAUCUCCCGCAGUUUAAAUCAGGAAACCAAUCAUCUCCACUCACUGAAACCUCGGCACAACAGCCUGGCGCGCUGUGUGCAGGCAGCUCUUUGCGGGGGGAAAAAAAACAACCACCAGGAAUUAAAAAACAAAAAAAGAAUAUUUUUUUAUUUUUAAAACUACUCUCUGCCUCGGAGUCGCCGUACACCAUGAAGUCUGCUCUCAUCUGCCUGCUUUGUGGAUUUUAUGGUGUUUUAGCCAAAGAUACAGAACAAAAGGGAAAAUACAACAUCCCCAACCUGGACGUGAAAACUCGACAGCUGAUCGUGGACGCCGACCAAACGCUACUGCUCAGCUGCAGGGGUCGCUGGGAGCUGACGUGGGCGUACCCGGCAGGUGUGGCCGAGGACCAGGUGCGAGUGGAGGAGUCUCGCUGUGGGAGGACGAGCCAGCACUACUGCAGCCGUCUGACGGUCAGCAGCAGCCAGGUCCAGAACACGGGCGCGUACCGCUGCAGAUAUCGCCACCGACCCCUGAAAGUGUCCUCGGUUUAUGUGUAUGUCACAGACAGCCAGCAGCCAUUUGUGGAACAUCCGGAUAUGAGCCCCGACGUCUUGUACCUGAUGGAGAAGCAGCCGCUGGUCAUUCCGUGCCGAGUCACUCACCCCAACGUCACCACCACACUGGUCAAGUUUCUCCCACAGCUCCACAACCCGAGCUUGAAACCAGACCAGAUGAACAUCAUCUGGAACAGCAAGCAGGGCUUCACCAUCCGAAGUCCCACCUUCUAUUACAUCGGCCUCUUCUUCUGCCAGACCGUCAUCGAUGACGUCACAUACAAGUCGCGGAAGUACUUUGUGCACAGGCCAGUGAGUAACAUCAUGGAGGUUUAUCUGAACGGCAGUGGACGCGUGCAGGCCCUGAAGGGGAGGAGUCUGGUCCUGAACUGCACCGCCACCGGGGAGCUGAACACCAGAGUGACCAUCAACUGGGAUUAUCCUGGAAAGGUUAACAACGACGCGUUCAUCAUCAGGAGGCUUGUGAAGCACAGAACGCACAUGGAGUUCUACAGUAUCCUGACAAUCCCCAAACUUCAGCGGACAAACCAGGGUGUUUACACGUGCCGCGUCAGCAGCGGCGAGAACGCCAAGCAAAAGGAAGCCGCGGUGACCGUUUACGACCGUCCGUUUAUCCGUCUGAAGCCCAGAAAUGAGUCUGUGCUGGAGGUUCAAGCCGGACAGAAAUCUUACAGAAUCGCUCCCAAAUUAAAAGCUUUUCCUGCCCCGAAGGUCAUCUGGCUGAAGGACGGCAUGGUGGCUGCAGAGCAAUGCUCCCGAUACCACAUGGACGGGAAUUCCCUGGUGAUCCGGGACGUCGCAGAGGAGGAUGCCGGGAAGUACACGGUCCUGGCCAAAAUCCAGGAAUACGGACUUUACCAGAACCUCACGCUCACACUCGUCGUCAACGUGAGUCCUGAGAUAGGGGAGAAAAAGGUUUCAUUGCAGGACCCGGGUUCUGUGCCACGGGGGAGCAGACGAGCCCUGCACUGCACGUCCCACGGAGUCCCACCUCCACACGUCCAGUGGCUCUGGCAUCCUUGUCCAUCUAAAGGCCGGUGUGUGUGUCCGGCGUCCUCCCCACUAUGGCGUCCUGUGACAGAGAGUCUCCCCGCCAUGUCCACACACAACCACAUCCUGAGUGUCACUCACAGACAGGAAGUGCUUCAGGGGAAGAAAAAGACAGUGGGGGUCCUGACUGUGGCAGAAGCCUUUGUGUCUGGAGUGUAUCGCUGUGUUGCCUCCAACCCUGUAGGCAAAGACCAGCUAGACAUCCACUUCUACAUCACAGACGUCCCAGGAGGCUUCAGUGUAAACCAGCCAGAGGAACCCAGAGAGGGCGGGAACCUCCACCUCACCUGCGUUGCCAAUAAAUACCUUUACACGGCGUUGUCGUGGCAACGUGUGAAUAACACAGAGGAGGAUGUCCAAUCACGCAGCCCCGCCCCAAGUAGCCGGCAGCUCACAUCGGGGGAGUUCUCCAACUCUCUGGUCCUGUUGCUAAGCAACCUGACGGCCGGAGACUCUGGAACUUACAGGUGUUCUGCCCGCCACCUCGUCACCGGACAGGAAACACAUCUGGACACACAGGUGGUGGUCACAAUCCUGGAGCCUCCGUUGCUUCUUAAUAAUUUGACCGAUUGCACGGUCAACGUCAGCAGCUCAGUGACCCUCAGCUGUCCAUCUCAAGGCAUCCCACCCCCAACCGUCACAUGGUACAAAGACGAACGUGCGCUUUCACAAGGAUCAGGAAUCAUCAUAUCACCAGAAGAUGGGACUCUGCAUAUUGACCGGAUCACAGUGGAGGAUAGGGGACUGUAUACGUGCCAGGCCACCAAUAAGAGGGGAUCUGUGGAGAGUUCUGCAUACAUAUGGGUCAACAGUGCCUCAGAAGUGUCAUUUUUUGAAAUUCCCACCCUCACCUGCACCUGUGUGGUGGCCACUCUGCUCUGGCUGCUGCUCACGCUCUUCAUACGGAAACUGAGACAGUCCAACAACUCAAACGCCAAGCCGGAGUACCUGUCAAUCAUUUUGGACACAGGCGAGGGGCCAACAGAGGACCAGUGUGAGAGACUGCAGUAUGAUCCCAACCAGUGGGAAUUUCCUCCUGAGCGGCUCGAAUUAGGGAAGCCUCUGGGCCGCGGAGCCUUUGGUAAAGUGAUACAAGCGUCUGCGUUUGGCAUCGAUGGUGCCAACAGCUGCAGGACUGUGGCUGUGAAGAUGCUCAAAGAGGGCGCUACAGCCAGCGAGCACAAGGCUCUCAUGACUGAAUUGAAGAUCCUCAACUACAUUGGUCACCACCUGAAUGUUGUCAAUCUACUGGGAGCCUGCACCAAGUCUGGAGGACCACUGAUGGUCAUCGUCGAGUACUGUCGCUAUGGAAAUCUCUCUUCCUUCCUGAAGAGCAAGCGAGACGUAUUCGUGCACAAUCAGUUUGCUGGAGGAAAAGCUGGACAGAGUUAUGUCAGCAGUGAUUCUGAGAGCCAGUGCAGCAGCAGCAGCAGCAGCAGCACAACAGAGUUUGACCACAACAACAAGGAGAAUGGCCUUGAUCCCACAUCUGUGUCUCCUUUAUUUGUGGAGGAUCUGAUCUCCUUCAGCUUCCAGGUGGCACGUGGAAUGGAGUAUCUGGCCUCUCGCAAGUGUAUCCACAGAGAUCUGGCAGCCAGGAAUGUCCUGCUCUCGGACAAUAAAGUGGUGAAGAUCUGUGACUUUGGUCUGGCCAGAGACAUCUACAAAGAUCCUGACUACGUCCGCAAGGGAGACGCCCGUCUCCCUCUGAAGUGGAUGUCUCCCGAGUCUAUUUUUGACAAAGUGUUCAGCACGCAGAGCGACGUGUGGUCCUAUGGCAUUCUGCUGUGGGAGAUCUUCUCUCUGGGAGCUUCCCCCUACCCUGGUCUUCACAUCGAUGAAGAGUUCUGCCACCGACUGAAGGAAGGAACGCGGAUGCGAGCGCCGGAGUACAGCACGCCUGACAUUUACAGCACGAUGCUGUCAUGUUGGGAGGCUGCUCCUUCAGAACGACCCACCUUCACCAACCUGGUGGAGACACUGGGAGACCUGCUGCAGGCCAUGGUUCAACAGGACGGGAAACAUUACAUUCCUCUGGGAUCUUUCAUGGCUGGAGACACAAAUCACAGCGGGGAUCUGGCGGAAAAGCCACUCGCAGUCACAAACCUAAGUUACAUGAGAGGGAUGGCCACACUUCAGACUUUUGAGGAACUCCCCUGUGAGGAGCCCGACAUGUCGGAAGAGCAGCAGCAGAGCGACAGUGGGAUGGUUUUACCCUCUGAGGAGCUGAUCCACAUCAAGUGGAAUAACAACAACUACAACACUAAGAGCAGAAAACUCAGCAGGUUUUUCACCUUUAAGUGUCGCGACACCCAGGUGCCGUUCCCGCGCCAUGACACGGUCGGCAUACGGGACAGCGAGCCGUCGUUUCCGCCUCGUGACUGGGAGUGCGACGGUGGCGGCUCCCCUCCUCCAGACUACAACUCCGUCUUCCUCUACCCGUCCCUUUAGCGUUCCUUCCCUGGCAAAGUCUUUGACGAUAUUUGACAGGGUAAAAAACGCUGUUAUUUACUCACUCAGAACAUAUUCUACUUUAACUUUACACUGCAGUCCUCAUCUGCUACCUCAUUAUAAUACCUGCAGGUAUACAGUAAUACCUCCGUUACCAUCCAAGCAUAGUCCCACACAAAGCUUUCCCAGGAGCUGAUUCACAUGCGACAGUACAAUUUAUAAAUAAUGUAUUAAUCGAUUCACCACAAGAGCUUUAAGUAUUGGUACCUCAUGCGCUGAGCUUUGUGGAGAGGAACACUGCUGUAUGGAAUAACUGUUCCUCCUCCACAGCCACUAUAUGCUGGACUAAAGUUACAUAUUACCUUUAGCUUUUUACUCUGUGCUAAGAACGUAUACCUCUAUAUUUAUUUUAAUGCCGUAGUCGGGUUAUGAAGGAAGUCACCUGUUAAAUAACCGCUCAGAUGUCGGUUUAUUGGGAACGCCGAAAUCUAAUCGUUUGGAAAUACAUAUAUGCAUUUUGUUAAUUUCAGAAAUGGUGACCAAAAAAAAAAAAGAUUGAAGAUAAAACGCUACCUUGGUUGUAGUGGUGGUAAAUUCUAAUAAGAUGGAGCGUUAUUACACUUAUUAACUAUGUUUGAUGAGCAAAAAAGAAACCCUUUUCAUUUACACUAUAUGGACAAAAGUAGAUAGUUCACCCUUUAACACCAAGCAUAAGCAAGUGCACUUUGCGUUACUGUAAUUCAGAAACAGUUUGGGCAAUCGGAAACUAAGAAGUUGCACGUCAAAUACGUGUGGUUAAGUGGAAAGGGAACUUGUCUUCUAACCGGAAGGUCGCCGGUUCAAGUCCCCACCAGGUAGAAAGGGCUGGGGUACCCCUGAGCAAGGAACCCAACCCCCACUGUGGCAGCCCACUGCUCCUAAAAAAAAAAAAAUUUGGGCAAUUUCACUUGUGCGUCACAGGAAGCCAGCGAAUCAGGUUCUUAGUUACCAGAGGAGAGUUGGAAAAACACCUGUGCAUAAGAUUCCAUUAUUUAGCCCGUUUUUGGACAUUGAGACAAAAAGUCAAGCAAAUGUUAUUUUAAAUGUUUUAUAGCGUUUAAAUUUCAGAUUUAACACACAAAAUCAGGAUUAUUUUUUAAAUAAAACCUUUUGUUUUUCCUUUUAAAUUGUUAAAACAGUAUUUCAAUAUGCAGUUAAUUGUGAAUAAUAUGAAUAAUAAUAAUAACAAUAAUGAUUGCCAGAUAUUGAGAGUCAUUCUGUAACAAAUUGGCAAAAGCACUAAGUCACAGGACAUUUUCUGGCCCUUAUGGUUAAAAGAAGGGUUUGAAGUAUUGAAUUCAGGUGUUAUCUUCAGUAUAUACCAAGACAUUUUGGACAAUGCUACGCUUUCAACUUUGUGGCAAGGACUAUAAAGACAUGGAAGUGUGGAAGAAGUCGAUUGGCCCACACAGAGCCCUGACCUGAAGCCCGUCGAGCACCUUUGGGAGGAACAGGAACAGAGGAGAUUGUGAGCCAACAUCGUCCAACAUCAGUGCCCGACCUCAUAAAUGCUGUACAGAACGAAUGGACACACAUUAUAUAGAGGACGAAUUUCAUAUUAAAAGUCCUGCAUACGUA